AUGUCCAACUCUUUCACGCAAUGCAUCCACGGAUCCGACAUGAUCGUUUCUGAAAAUAUUACAACUCUUCCAAGUCGCCCGGCACUCAAAUUCCUUCCGUACCUUACGUCCAUUGCCUCAAACACCACAUGUGACACUAUCCUGUUCCGCAAUCCCCACCGGGGACUUGUGCUUCCAUAUAACCCUCUCAGGAUCAGCCGGUUGCUUUUCCUCUUCGUCCUUAUCGUCCUGCUAGCUUGCGUUGGACCCGUGUGGCAUUCAGGUUGCGCCGAGCAGAAUCGCGCCGGAAAUGGGCCGGAGAAGUCGACCAGCGGAGGAUGCAACCCCGGCAUGGGCGUCUACGGCGCCCUCGACUCCCUGGAAAAGGGACAUAGCCCCUGGGAACCCAACCGUCCAAAACGAAAACGCGGGAGCGACCGUCCGCAGCACUCGAAAGCAAGCUCGAGAAGAAAAACAGCCCCGAGCCGCCAUAUUCGACGAACGUUUGCCUGCCAUUAUUACCUUCAUGACAGGAUUGGGUACUGCGACUGUCUAAGCAAGAGGCUGAAAAGACUGAGUGACGUACGUCAACACCUGCUGGAAAGGACGCAUAAGCAGGUUGUGCAUUGUCCAGUCUGUGGCGUCACGUUCACCGAGCAGACUGUACUAGCGAGACAGCGACGGGAUGCACACGUUCAGGCGGCAACAUGUGAGCGUUCGCAGUCUCCCUUCAACUAUCCGGGCAUCACAGAAGAUGAAGAGCAACAGAUUCGCAAUAUCGCUCGCAAUGGCCGCACCACCCAGUACACCGAGGUCCAGCGUUGGUAUAUGAUAUGGGAUGUACUAUUUCCGGGGGAGGAACGCCCAGCCUCGCCUUUCCUGACAGAGGUGCCUGAGAUCCAGCGUAUGUUGGAUCAGAGAGAUGCGGUCUUCAUCGGUAGCGAUCUUUGGCUUAAUUUGCCUCGCAACCAACCAUGGACAACUGAAAUGCCCCUCGAGGAACAGCAAUCUGCGAUGUACAACUUCGUUGGGUCAUUCAUUGGGCAGGCUAGGGGAGUCGUGGAGCAGAACGAGGCCUCCGUUGAAGACGAUCCCGGAACUGACAUUUUCUCGCUAAUCGACGUCGAUGCGCCAGAUGCAUCUGAUCCGCCUGUAAAUCUAGGGAUAACAUCUCUGCCCAGCUUUCGCUCCAGCAUUCCCCUUGAUGCUUCGGAACAAGCAUAUGUCAACUCAUUUUCCAUUACCCCAUCAGCGCAGGCUCUCAGCUCACAUCCGCCUAGCCAGAUGGACUCCAAUCCUGGAGGACAACCGCCUGCUAUCUCUACUUUAGUCCCACCUCAACUCGUUAUCGACCCCGCGCCAGACAUAUCACAGGACACACAGCAACGUGCAGCAUCUGGGCCUGUCACCGACACGCACGACCCCACUUUCCCAUACUUACCCCUGCUGGAAUCCUCGACUGAUGACUUCGCUAUGGAGUUCAGCUCUGAAUGGCCAAUGUACAAUUUCGGCAACGACGAUACCGCACCGGGAAAUGAUUGCACUCCCGCCGGUGAAGAUGAACUCGGAGGUCGGGCUUAA
Molecule: messenger RNA, 1560 nt
Organism: Diaporthe amygdali
Lineage: Eukaryota; Fungi; Ascomycota; Sordariomycetes; Diaporthales; Diaporthaceae
Exons: 1
Coding region: 1-1560 (519 amino acids)
Source: RefSeq, a predicted model, not a curated record